Messenger RNA from Aspergillus steynii IBT 23096, 2250 nucleotides. RefSeq lists its product as uncharacterized. The record is from RefSeq and is a predicted model, not a curated record. Lineage: Eukaryota; Fungi; Ascomycota; Eurotiomycetes; Eurotiales; Aspergillaceae. The transcript is spliced from 4 exons. Bases 1 to 2250 code for a protein of 749 amino acids.
AUGCCCUCACCGACUACCGUCCCCCGACCCCUUUGGAUUGAGCCGCGCCCCAAAACUACAUCCCCUUUUCGGCCCUCGGAGAGAAGCGCCAAUUCGAGUGACACGGCUACCAACACAGCAAUCCAAGAGCACUUUAAUGCUCUCUUUCAGCCAUAUGUCGAGACUAUUAAAGCAGUUGAAGAAAUUACACUGGAUGAAUGGCUGAGAGCAGCCAUCUGGUGGGCAAUUCAAGGGAGAGCUGCUCUAAUGCGUGCCCAAGCCUCGGGUGGAUCAAACUUUGUGCCGGGAGAAGAAGAAGAUUUUUUCUCAGCAGAUGGAGGGCAAGGGGUGACUGACCUUGGUAAAGCCUGGUGGAUCUGCCAUGAAAUAAUCGAUCAAGACGAUUUCAAAAUCAUGGCCCACGACCCUCGCGUCAAAACUACUCCCCGAGGUGCUCUGCUCGAUCAGUACCGCUGCGUCCUUCGGUAUCUGCGCCCGUACAAGCAGCGGUUAGAAGCUGCACUUCUAGGAGGCACGGGCUUGGCUUCUUUACUUGACAUUGACAGAUCUCUUUGGGUUUCCUACCCACCAGUCACGGCCUACGAUGCAGCCAUUCUUGACGAUCAACGACUGGCAGCAUGGAGCAUUCCCCUCGCAUAUGGCGACACUGACGACCUCUUCUGCUACGGCAGCGAGUUCGUCCAUGUUACACUUUUUGCACAGGAGGAAUACUCACUUGCACAUACCUUUCCUUGUAUGUUGUCAAUUGUCAGAACUCGGUCCAGCUGGCAAACCUUGGGUGUGAUCGCUAGCCAAACACCCUUGGUUCACACCACCAUUCAAUCCGAUCGGAAACAAGGGCCAACAUGGAAGUCCAUCGAAUGGGAUGUGAGCAGACUGUCGAUGCUCGUCAAGCUUCGUCAUGGUCUACUUUUGGAAGUCAAAUUUGCUGAGGACAACUUCAAACACAUCUGGGAAAUGGUCAAUCAUCUUGUCUUAGCUGACAAAGACAUGGUUGCUGGGGAGGACGAGGAGAUUGUCUUCGACGAUGCUAUCAAGUCUUGUCAUUAUAUCAACCAUGACAAGCCUAUCGAGUUUCCAGCAAAGCCAAUCGGCCAAUGCCGCGUCCGCCUGUUGAAGAAAACAGGCACAGUGACUACAGGACCCAACAGUCGUCGAGCUCACCGUGGACUCCGCCUCUUUAUCUCGACACCUCCACACAUGAAGAAAAUGCACCAGGUAUCUCACACUCUCGGAAACAGCACCCCUGUGCUGUAUACACUCUUGGACGCAGGGGAUGGCUCUCCCGGCCUGUUCCUGCAGAUCUUCGAAGACGGUCAAAUGCGUUCGGUCUUCCUAUACUUUGAUCACCCCGAGUCGCGCACUUUAUUGCACUCGCUGCUCGUCGACAUAGUUCCCAGCCCCGGUGAAACGUCCCCCAAAACAUACCCGAUCACCUCAUACGUAAUCCUAGAGCGUCAACCCCGAGAGUCAGGAGGUCAGGGCGCGCGGCAUCUUGAGUUCGGAGAGAGUCUGGCGUCAGUGAUCGAGCAGGCACACGAGCCGGACACCACGAUAAACCCAUACGGCAAAACCAUCCUGUCAGAGAGCCUGCGAGUUGUGGUUGAAUCCGACUGGGGUUCGAUUACAGAUCGCAUCAACAUAGGACCGGGACAGUUAGCCAUCGGACUAUCAGUCUUGGACAACACCAUCCUCCACCUCCAUCGAUUACCCCAGGAGGACCUCACUAUGACUAUCGCUCGAGGGCUUGCCAGCAGCGACCUCGAAGCCAAGGUCUCUGAUGUGCUCGAAGCGGUUCAACACAAACCCACGAUACGAAGAAUCAAAUUCGAAUCCCUCCCUGACCUGCAAAAAUUCCAAGAAUCCAUCACAGGCUUCAAAGUCAUCUUUGAUACUGUCGCAACCCACUUCUACAUCUCCCGACGCCGCAAACUCAUCUCCACCAUGAAACACUGGGACGCCAACAUCACACGCAUCCAAGUCGUGCAACGCGGCACGAAGAUACAAAUCGUCGCCUUCUUCCACCAGUUCCGACUGUGGAAGUGCGUCAGCUUCGGGGUGAAAAACAUGGACGAGUUCGAAAGGCUGGAUCAGAGAGGCGAAUGGGGAGUCCGAAUAAAAGAAGCAAAGUAUGCUGCGCCGGUGGCAGAUCCAGAGGUCUCUUGGUAUGGGUUUGUCUGUUUGGACGAGAUGGAGUAUCCGACUGAGCAUGAUGAUAUGGUGGUUAUGUUUGGGCAGCCGACAGGUUAG